CCUCAACGCUGGUUGACACACACCGUAAAACCGAAGACGAAGAAGAAGCAAGUCUUAAAGCGGAAAUCUGGCGCCAAACUCUGUAACUGUAUCCGCAUGUCUGAUGGUUCAGAGCGAGUGAAGCUCGUGUCUUCCUGCAGUUCCACCUUUUCACUGCGGCGAAAGCAGUUUGUGUUAACUUAACACUUUUCAACCAUUUAAAGGUGUUUGACAGUCAACCCGGAGCUAGGAGAAGCACUACAGUUCUGCUGCUGCAGGAGACACAAUGACUUCACUAACUCUCAAAGGAGUGACAGUGAAUUUCCCUUUUCCUCCUUAUGAAUGUCAGAAAGACUACAUGAGCAAAGUGAUUGAGUGUCUUCAGGAGAAGUCGAAUGGGGUUCUGGAGAGUCCCACAGGUACUGGUAAAACUCUGUGCCUGCUUUGUGCCACCCUGGCCUGGAGAGGGCACUUCAAAGACACCAUCUCUGCCAGCAAGAUAGCAGAGAGGCUAAAGGGGGAGGAGAUGUUCCCCAACACACCCCUGUCAUCUUGGGGGACUGCUGCUACAGACGGUGGCACACCAACCUACUACACCGAUGUUCCCAGGAUCAUAUAUGCAUCCAGGACACACUCUCAGCUGGCACAGGUGAUCAAGGAGUUACAGAACACUUCAUACAGGCCAAAGGUGUGUGUGCUAGGCUCAAGAGAGCAGCUGUGUAUCAACCAGGAAGUAAUGCGUCAGGAGAGCAACCAUGUCAAGGUCCAUAUGUGCAGGGCAAAGGUUUCCACCAGAUCGUGUGUCUACUACAAUAACGUUGAAGAAAAGAGCACAGACAGAGAUUUGGUGAAUUCUGUCCUUGACGUGGAAGACUUGGUCAAAUACGGCAACAAACAGAGGGUCUGUCCAUACUACCUCUCCCGUUCCUUGAAGCAGCAAGCAGAAGUUAUUUUUACGCCCUACAACUACCUGCUGGAUCCAAAGAGCCGCAAAGCGCACAAUAUCGAGCUAAACGGAGCUGUGGUCAUCUUCGAUGAAGCUCACAAUGUGGCAAAGACGUGUGAAGAAUCAACAUCAUUUGACUUGACUCCCUAUGAAGUGGCCUCAGCCAUUAAUGCUGUUGACAGGCUGCUGGUGGAGCAGUCUAAAGAAGCCGGCCAUGAAGACCCUGUCACUGAAGACUUCAAUGUAGAAUCCCUCCAUUCUGGUUUAAAAUUGACAUUACCCGACAUUGCUAAAAUUAAACAGAUACUGCUGGAUCUGGAAGCCGCCAUCGAUUCCUACGAUAUUCCAAGCGACAUAGGCAUCACAAAACCUGGAAUCUUCAUCUAUGAGCUGUUACAGAGAGCCAACCUGACCUACAACAACAAGACGGCUGUGUAUGAAGCUCUGGAGCAGAUCACUGGAUACUUAGCAGGACAGCCAGGAAUAUUCCUGAACACGAGUGGACUGCAACAGCUGGCUAAUAUCAUACAGCUGGUGUUCUGUGGUGAACCAUCAGAAAAGGACAGACAACAGCAGAUGGAGUCCAACACGGCUCAUUUUAAGGUUCAUAUCCAUCGAGACACCAGCUAUCACAAGAAAACACAGAGCGCAGAUGUGUGGGCUCCAUCUUCAUCAAAGAAACAAGGCAACAUUCUGAGUUACUGGUGCUUUUCUCCUGGCUUCAGCAUGCAGAAUCUGGUGGAUCAAGGUGUUCGCUGCAUAAUUUUGACCAGUGGUACCCUCUCUCCCCUGUCUUCAUUCACUUCUGAGAUGAGGAUAAAUUUUUCAGUGAGUCUGGAGAACAGCCAUGUGAUUGAGCGGGACCAGAUCUUUGUUGGCAUCAUUGAGCGAGGCCCCGAUGGAGAGCAGUUAAGUUCAGCGUAUGCUAGAAGAUUUGUUCCUGAAAACAUGAUGUCUUUAGGCAACACUGUUGCUAACUUGAGCCGUGUGGUUCCUCAUGGUCUCUUAGUGUUUUUUCCCUCCUUCCCUGUAAUGGAAAAAACCCUGGACUUCUGGAGAGCUAACGGUCAUGCGGAUCGCAUUGAAAGUGUGAAGCCCAUAUUUGUUGAACCUAAAGGAAAGGGCACCUUUAAUGAGGUUAUUGACGGAUAUUACAGCAAAGUCAAUGAUCCAACAUCCAAAGGAGGAACCUUUUUGGCUGUGUGUCGAGGGAAGGCUAGCGAGGGACUGGAUUUUGCAGACAACUUUGGUCGGGGUGUCAUCAUCACCGGCCUUCCUUUCCCUCCAAAGAUGGACCCUCGAGUCACCCUGAAGAUGCAGUUCCUGGAUGAGAUAAGUCGGAAGAAAACUCCCGGGAUGAAGUACCUGUCUGGGCAGGAGUGGUACAGACAACAGGCCUUCAGAGCUGUGAACCAGGCCAUCGGUAGAGUCAUUCGCCACAAGGAGGACUAUGGAGCCAUCUUGCUGUGUGAUCAGAGGUUUAGAAACUCUGAUGCCAGGGGUCAGCUUCCAUCGUGGGUCAGGCCUUAUGUGCGUCUGUAUGGCGCUUUUGGGAAUGUAAUCCGUGACCUAUCUCAGUUCUUCCGGGUUGCACAAAAAAUGAGGCCUGUGGCACAGAAGAAGGCUGCAGCAGAGAGCUGUGGGACAGUGUGUUUACCAGACACUCAGUUCUCUAGCUUCACUUCCUGCUCAUCCUCCCAAAGCUCCCUCACCCAGAAGGCCAAGCUGCUGGAUGCCCACCUUCCCAGCCUUAAGCGAAGGAGACUUGAUAAACACACAGGAGCCAAUGGGAUGGCGAGGAUAUGUAUUGAGUAUGAGUGUGAGGUGCAGCAGGGUCAGAAGAGACCAGCCAACCUACUGGAUGCUCUGGAGCGAGGGGACCACUGUAGUGGAGAGGACGACAAUGCUGUUGUGGGCGAAGAGAAGGCAAACCAUUUGUCCACACUGUCUCUUCAAUGUGACAAGAGGAUGGAUGAUGAACACCGGGGAGGAAAACGUAAAAUAAAAUUGGUCCAAGAACAGAAAUUGCAAGUGUCGGAGGAUGUCUCUGGGGAAGGUACAUCCAGCAGGGUUAAGAAUUUCCUGGCUGAAAUGAAGAAGUCACUGAGCCAGUUAAACUUUGACCGCAUCGUGCAGAGUCUGCAGACCUACAAGAAGACCGACGACCUGGAUGUCCUGCUGACUGAGACAGCCGUCUUAACUGAGGAUGCUAAUACGUACAUACUGCUCCGGGGCCUCUACCAGUUUAUUCGCCCACAUCACAAAAAGAGGUUUGAUGAGAAAUCCAAGGAGCUGACUGGGAAGAGCUGUGGCUAUAAACCCAAUCACUCACUCUCUGUGGAUGAGAAGAAGGCACUACUGCUGCAGAGCGCUCCAGCCAGAACGCCUGUUGUGGGUCUCACCUCAUCCAGUUGGACUUCUACCUGCAGUCAGCUGAAUACAGAGCAGCUCAACAAGGGAGGACACCACCUGAAGCAGCAAGGAAUAACAGAACCUCAGACUGCUCCAGCCAGAACGCCUGUUGUGGGUCUCACCUCAUCCAGUUGGACUUCUACCUGCAGUCAGCUGAAUACAGAGCAGCUCAACAAGGGAGGACACCACCUGAAGCAGCAAGGAAUAACAGAACCUCAGACGGGUCCAAAUAGUGACUUCCACGCUACCUUUCAGGCUGAUGUGAAAAAAGCCAUUGGAGCAGAAAAAUCAACCCAACUCCUUCAGUCCAUUCAGAGAUACAAGAAGACGGACAACUAUGAAGCCCUGGUGACCACAGUGGUGAGCUUAUUCACCGAGAGAGAUGAGGACUUCAGCCUUCUAGUCAGAUUUGGCAAGUUUAUUCCCCCUCGCCAUAGGAAGCAGUACAAAGAGAUGUUGGAUGCUUUGACAGGCCAGUCCACCUCUGCUGCUGAUGUUUUUGCUGCUGAUAUUCCUGCUGCUGAUAUUCCUGCUGCUGAUAUUCCUGCUGUGAGUGAAGACCAGAAAAGACCAGCUUCAUCAUCCUUGUCAUUGAAGACACAAAGCAAGAUUUCCGGCUUUUUCUCAAACAGGCAAAGAAAGUAGAAUCUGAGCUUCAGGAAUGUUGUUUAUUUAUUUCACACAGCUUAUAACUGUUGUGCUCUGGCUGUGGCUUUGUAAUGUAACUGUAAAUAAGAUACACAGCCUGUUCAGUAUUGGAUUAAUUAACGUCAUGAAAAUGUAAUAUGGAGAAUUAUUAUGUUUAUGUUUUUAUAUUUCUUAUAUUUUACAAGCUAAUUAAAUUCAUGAAAGUA
Messenger RNA from Cottoperca gobio, 4191 nucleotides. RefSeq names its product regulator of telomere elongation helicase 1 (gene rtel1). Gene Ontology annotation, biological process: DNA repair; regulation of double-strand break repair via homologous recombination; DNA replication. Gene Ontology annotation, cellular component: nucleus. Gene Ontology annotation, molecular function: DNA helicase activity; DNA polymerase binding; DNA binding. Lineage: Eukaryota; Metazoa; Chordata; Actinopteri; Perciformes; Bovichtidae. The record is from RefSeq and is a predicted model, not a curated record.